Ostrea edulis (European flat oyster) is the source of this 16409-nucleotide messenger RNA. RefSeq names its product hydrocephalus-inducing protein homolog. The record is from RefSeq and is a predicted model, not a curated record. Gene Ontology annotation, biological process: cilium movement; axonemal central apparatus assembly. Gene Ontology annotation, cellular component: axoneme. NCBI's taxonomy places the organism in Eukaryota, Metazoa, Mollusca, Bivalvia, Ostreida, Ostreidae.
GGAACACUCCAGGUCUAUUAAUAAUGCUGAUGUAUUCCGAUUAAGCUCUAUAGCAACUAAAAGCAAGAUGGCGACUGCAAACAACAAUUAGCGUAUUUGUUGCAAAAAAAAAUCGGAAAUUUCUGUGUAAAGGAAAGAAAUAGAAAAAGAUGCCUCUUGGGCCGUUUGGAGAAGUGGUGGGUACCACAGGGACUCUAGGGGCCCUUGGUCCUGACGCAAGUAACUACAAAAGCAAAGUUAUAGCUCCCAGAAACCCUAAACUGCUGAAAGAUGACGAGGAAGGACACAAGAUGACACCUAGCAAGUUCCUAUUUGAUAUGCAAAUGAAUACAGAACAGAAAUUAGCGAACACACAUAUCAUGCGGAUUCCAAAGAAAAUAGAACUUCUGGAUAUGGCUGACACAAGUCUUCAGAAGUUUUCACAAGUAAAUAUUGAUGAGCCGAUGUUUCAACCUUUCCCAUCAGAAAUUUACUUUCAAAACUUUGAGCCUUAUGAAGUCUAUGAGGUGCCAUUAAUCCUGAGGAAUAACGACAAGGUACCAAGACUUGUAAAAGUGACCCAGGCAGACUCACCAUACUUUGAGAUUAUCAGUCCACAUGAUGUGGGACACAAAGUGGGACCUGGACUCCCUACAACAUUCAAACUUCAGUUUAGACCAGAAGAGAAAAAGGAUUAUAACCAUGAACUCGUUUGCAUCACCGAGCGUGAAAAAUUUAUAGUGCCGGUCCGAGCCAUUGGGGCCAGGGCCAUUCUUGACUUUCCGGACAACAUCCACUUCCCGGCAGGCCCUGUCAAAGACACACAUUCUAGGACACUUUUGGUCAGAAACAUUGGGAACAGUGAGGCCAAAUUUACUCUGGCUGCAGAAUCGCCAUUCAGUGUAUCCCCAGAGAUUGGAACUUUAGCUGAGCAAGACAGUAUGCAAGUUACAGUAGAAUUCACUCCCCAGAAAGUAGGUGAUUACAACUCGGACCUAGUACUGCAUUAUGAUACAGGGGAGGAUGUGUUGAUUUCCCUGUAUGGAGGAGCACAGGAUGCCAAUGUCCGGUUGGACAAAAACUCCAUCAGGAUAGAGAACACAUACAUUUCCAUGGCCAAUCAGAGAACGGUGACAAUCCACAACCGUUCAGACAUUAUAGCACACUUUAGGUGGACACAAUUUGCCACAAAAGAAGAAGAGGACCAACAGAAGUUUUCCAUGACAUCGAGACUUUCCUUAGAGGAGAAACAGGACUCAAAUAAAUUCUUGGAGGAGUGUGUUCAGGAUCCCACACUAAGAGACAAAUUAUCCAUUCUUAACAGGACAUUCCAAAACAGGAGGAAGCUGGUUGAGAAUGACAAAAUGUUGUUCAAUGAUGACGUCAUCCAGAUAGAGCCAGUGGAAGGAGAUGUCUGGCCAAACUCGAGCUUCGAAGUUAAUGUCAUCUUCAAACCCCGGGAAGCUGAAACCUGCAUGAAAACAGCUUUCUGUGAUAUCACGGGCCGGGAGAGUAGACUCCCUCUUCGUAUCCGUGGCGAUGGAAUAGGGCCAAAUGUGCAGUUUUCAUAUGAAACUCUAGACCUGGGAAAUAUUUUCAUUGGAUCUAAGCAUUAUUAUGAGAUCAUUCUGAUUAACAAUGGAGAUAUCGAUGCUAUUUAUAGUGUAAUGCCAACUAAAACUAUAUUCGGACCAUGCUUCAGCUUUAACCCCGCUGAGGGCAUUGUGAUGCCGGGGGGACACCAAGCUAUUCAGAUAUCAUUCUCAAGUCCCUAUCUAGGGGAUUUCUUAGAGGAGUUUGCAUUUCAAGUGGAUGGACAGCCACAGCAGCUGAAAGUGUCAUUCACUGGAUCUGUCAUUGGACCAACAUUCCAAUUUGAUGUUCCAAAAAUAAAGUUUGGAACAAUCUCCUAUGGUUUCCUGAACACCCAAACCUGUAAGCUUCAGAACACUUCCCUGGUUCCCAUGACCUUCCACCUGAGGGUCCCAGGGGACGGAAUCACCCCCAGUGUGUGCUGUACAGACGACCUAGACAACAGUUCCAUGGAGAAUGAUUCACCCACCCCUCCAUCUGGUGCAGGACCACCCAAGGAGUUUGAGAUUGUCCCCAGCACAGGGACCUUGCAACCCCAGAGUGAACAGAAGGUCACCGUGAAGUUGAUCUCCAACACAAUCAAGAAGUACGAGAUGAAUUUGGUGGUGGAUGUGGAGAAGGUUGGGGAAGAAGUGCUGUCGGUGCCCGUCACUGCAAGAUGUGUAGUUCCACCAGUCACAGUUCUUAGUCCAAUUCUGGAUUAUGGCCGAUGUUUUUUACGUCAUCCAUAUGAACACUCUGUAAAGCUUCACAAUGACUCAGAUCUGCCCGCUAAGUAUGAACUGUUACCACAGAAUAUCAAUGAGGAUACACCUAUACUAUACAGCAGCCCAAAGUCCAAGGGAAUUGUGGAACCCCACUCGUUGUGUGAAGUACCGCUUCUCAUUGAGGCUCAGAUGCUGGAGGAACAAGACAUUGUGGCCUACUUCUCUGUCUUUGGCAGUCCUGAUCCUCCUCUGGGGGUACAUAUUUCCUGCAUUGGUGAAGGUCCAGUUGUACAUAUCACCCCUAAUGACUUGGACUGGGGGGUAGUUCCAGUUCUGACCAGUAUACCCCAGGUCAUCACUCUAUCGAAUGAGUCCCUCAUACCAGCUCGCUUCACUGCCAACAUGGUGAGACCCCGGUCAGCAUUCAGUGUGGACCCCGUGGAGGGGGAAAUCCCUGCGGAGAAGUCCCUAGACAUUAAGGUGAUUGCACACCUAGAUGACGCUGUGAGGUUUCAGGACAAACUUCAGUUGAGUUUUCAGGAGAGCCAGGUACGCUACGUUCCUGUGACAGGCUAUGGCCAGGGCACCACAAUUGUCUCGGACCCACCACUCACCCCCCAACUUAACCUGGGACCCAACUUCAGUAACCGUCCUCUAAAGAAGUCUUUCAAACUGACCAACAAAGGGAGACGACACCAACAGCUGGUCUGGAGUAUGGAUGGCUUUGGUCCUGUGGGAAAAGCACGGAAAGAUCUCGCUGCUUACAACCCACUGGACAUGAAGUACAAGAAUGUGCCCCCUCCACCCAAGCCACCCAAGCCAAUUUUCAGUCUCAAUCCAAACAGAUUCGAUCUUCCUCCCGGGGCAAGCUUUGACAUGCUUAUUGAAGGCUUUGUAGAAAGUCCACAGUUUGUGAAGGAGCGCAUGUUGUGUCACGCCAUUAUUGGCAGACAGGGCGGGAAGGAGCUAAUCAUGAGAGUGGACGUCUCCGCGGACUUCAUCAGUCCUCUGUUGGAAUUCUCCACCAAGUCUGUGUACUUCAGGUUUGACAAGAAACCGAAUGACUCACUAAGUAAAAUGAUCAGAGAGCUGAAGAUGAAAUGUAUCUACCCUGCCACUGACCACUGGUCUCAAGCUGCAGCAGCCUUCCAGAUCAUACUGGAUGAUGACUCCAGAGUGUCCGAAACGGAGGUACAUCUUGAUAUUGGAAAGGAGUACACCUUGAGAGUUGAAUUUGAUCCUGCAUACAAGGAUGACCUUCACAUUCGCACAAUUGAUGAAGUUCUACACAUAGCCUACAAGGAGCAUCCCCAUAUUGAUUACAUUGCUCUUCGUGGAGAGGUCUAUUUCCCCAACCUAGACUUUGAGAAGACUGUAGUGGACUUCGGCUGCAUCCUGAAUGAUACCGAGGUGACACGUUAUGUAAACAUCACUAACAACAGUCCAAUGGAGGUCAAAUACAAGUGGUCCUUCCUGAUUGGGGACGAACCAUGCACAGCCAUUAUGCGUCCAUUACCCAAAAAAUCUGCUGUACAGCUGGAGGAAGUGGUAGAGGAAGAAGAGGAGGACGGAGAGAAGGUGGAAGUGGUGAUUGAGGAAGAGGAGGAGGAGGAUAAAGUGGAAGAGGAGGAAAAGGCAGAGGUUGAACCUACCAAGGAGGAAUCCAAUAUUGACCCAGCUGAACUCCAUGAGGAGGUCAUUAAAAAGCCCGAGGAUGUUGAGGAAGAUAACAAGCUGAUCGACAAGCAAACUGCAAGUCCACGGGCCAGGAGUCCAUCUCAGGAGGACCAGAUUGAGAAAGGGCAACUAGAACAGGAGGGAAUGCCUGAGCAUGGAGUAGAGAAAGAUCAGUCGGAUGACCUCAGGAUCAGCAUCGGGUCAUUGAGGGAAGCCGCGAUGGAGGAGGACCCAUUGAAGAGUAAUCGUGCACUGAGUCGUCUGCUGGAACAGGAGCGGGAGGAGUUGUCUCCCAUUGGAAUCGAAGAGGUGUUUGAUAUUUUACCUCUGUAUGGAACACUGAUGCCAGGAGACACAGAACAAGUGACCAUGACCUUUUAUGGCCAUGCUGACAUUUGGGGUCAGGCCAAGGCCAUCUGUGAAGUGGAGGGUGGUCCUACUUACGAAAUCAUGCUGAAGGGAGAGGCUUCCCUAGUGGAGUACAAGUUUGACACAAAAGAGAUUGAUUAUGGCAUGCAGAUGUAUGACCAAGUAGCCACAGCUGAGAUAACUCUAGUGAACCUGGGAAAGGUUGGCUUUGAAUUCACUGGAAUGGGCAUGGAUCCGGCUCAAGCCAAGAAACCCAAACCAGGCGUACCAAUAAUGGUGCCACACACUGGCUACAUUGAACCCCUGAGCCAACAAAAGCUGACUGUCAAGUACCUACCCGGAGUCCCUGAGGAUUUCUCAAAGAGCUUCAAAAUCCAGGUCGCUCAUUUUGAACCUGAUGAAAUCAGGUUCCAUGGAUCAGGAGAGUUUCCUCGAAUCUCUCUUGAUCUUCCCAGGAAUGUGGACAGUGAUGGAAUGUACCAGGAUCUGGAGAACUCUGCCCGUGACAGUCUGACAAGGACUGGGAGGAGGGUCACAAAGCCGGUAGAGAGACCCACUAGUGCUCAGGCCACCGUCUCACACAGACAGGACCAUGGACAUAUACAGGGUGAUAUGACCCAGCCUCAGGAGCUGGAGGUACAAAUGGAGCUGGAACGUCUGUCUGUUCAGCACUUUGCGCUCAACCAGCAGGCUCAGAUAUCGGCGCGACCAGACCUGUAUGAUGUCACUCCUCCCGACAGUAACGAGACCCGAGAAACCAACGAUUCAAAGGCUCCAAAGAAGAGGAAAGUAAAGAAAUCCAUGUCCAUUUCUAGUGAUACACCAAAACCCAGACUUCCAGAGUACCUGCUGGACUUCGGUCACCGUGUCUUGGGAACAGUGUGCACCCACAUCGUCAGGGCAACCAACACUGGCAUGUUCCCUGUGUCUUUCCAAGUGGAGCGUGAUGACGUCCAUCGCUAUGGCUUUCAUGUGGAACUGGAUCGGGUUCGCAAUCUGCCUGGAGCUCCAGAUCACGAGACAGUUGAUUUUGUCAUUAGUUUUGAUCCCAGGGGAGCAAACCUGCCUCUAGGCCCCAUAGAGACUGUAGUUCCAAUUAAUAUUCUGAAUGGCCCCAUCAUCCAGGUGCGACUGAAGGCGAAUGUGACGAUGCCAGACAUGGAGAUAUCGGACGAUACCCUGGACUUCAGUGACGUGAAAUGUGGAGAAUGCAAAGUCAUCACAGUACAGCUCUACAACCAACAGCAAGUGAAGUGUGAGUGGAACUCGCUGCCCUCCGAGAAAGAACUCAGAAAGGCUGAGAAACAUGUUCCCAUGCAUUUACGAAGGAAACAAAAAGACAAAGAUAAAGCAAAGCCACGUCAUUUCGAGAUCAUGCCACCGACAGGGGUCCUGAUGCCUGGACAGAGGAUCAAUGUCCAGGUGAAAUUCAUGCCCACAGAAGAGAAAUUUUAUGAGCAGAGGAUUCCAAUCCGAAUCUACCAGAGCAGUCAAAGAAUUUUGCUGUUGUGCCGUGGUCAGGGACUAGAGCCCAGGCUGGAAUUUGACCGUAACCUUGUGGAGUUUGGACCAAUUCUGCCACACAGCACUGGAGAUGAACAGGAGAUUAUUGUCAAGAAUCCUUGCAACUUCCCAAUUGAAUUCUACAACUUGGAGUUUGACUCAACCUAUCUGGAGGAAGAAAAGAUUUUACGAAUUAUGAAAGGAUAUGAUGAGUACAAUACAAUUUUACUACCACCUAGGGGUACUGGGGAAAAAUUGCCCCCUGAAUUGAUUGAGUUUUAUGAAGAGCAAAUGAAGAAAUUAGAAGAAUCUGAGCGUGCUCGAAAAGAGGCGGAAGAAGCAGCCCUAUCUGCCAAACGUGAGCUGGAAGAUCAGAAUGGGGAGGGGGAGAGUGAGGAAGGGAAGGAAGACGACUCUGUCAGGACAGAUCUACCCCCAGGAACAAUUGACUCCCGCCCAGGAUCCAAAGCAGGGACCGCAGAACCGCUGGAUCUGGAGGACCGCCUGAAGAAAGACGAGAUGGAUGAUGGUGAAGAAACCACCAGCAGUAUUGGAGUAGGAGAGUUAGAGAUUACUCCGGUUUCUGCUGCCAUUGCAAGACAUUUGGGCAUAGACCUCACACCAGAGGGUAAAGCUGCCAGAAACAGACGAGGGCUGGCCAUCAUUGUCCACGGUGCCCCCAUGUCAGGCAAAACAGCCACAGCUGUUGCUAUGGCUAAAAAGUAUGAGGCAGCUAUUUUGACCGUAGAUCAGGUGAUCCUGGAUGCCAUUUCAAGUGGUAACACGGCUGCAGGUCUGAAAGCUCGCGAGAUGUGUCAGGAGGCAGCCAGGAAGAAGGCGGAGGAAAUGAAGCUGAUGGAGGGAGAGGAGGCGGAGAAAAAGCCAGGCGGACUCAGCGUGGAGCAACUGACAGCUCACACACAAGUCACCACCGGCGGCACCACUGUCCCACAGACCACCUCCGUGGUAUCCAAUCGUAAGACUAGCACUGUUUCAGAUGUGAAAGGAAUGAAAGACAAACACCAUGGCAGUAUGGCUACAGGAAAGACUGGUGUCAACACAUCCUCCAUAGAUGGCGCUACUGGUAGUCAAGCUCUUCCUGGUCACGGACACCCACCGGAGAAAGGCGGGGCAGGUCAUCCCCCGCUCACCAAGGGGCCUCAUGCGGAGAAGGUUCCCAGCAGUCCUCCACCUUUGGCAGCCCCCAUCGCGCGGCGCCUUAGUGUCAGUGCCAGUGUAGCGGGGGAGGAGGGCCUAAUGAGCUGUGUGCUGCCUGAGGACCUGAUUGUGGAGAUUCUGUCAGACAGGCUCCAGCUGAACGACUGCCACAGGGGUGUGGUGUUUGACGGGCUCGAGAACAUGUUUGCCCAGAAUCUGUAUAUCACUGCGCAUGCCAUAUUGCGGUCACUAAACAAUCGUCGAUUUAUAUACUUUGUGACCAUGAAACUAGACUACACUAUACUGAAAGAGCAGGAGAAAAAGGCUGAGGAAGAAAGAGAGCGUCAGGAGAAGCUGCAGGCAGAAGAAGACAAACAGAGACUGGAGGAAAUGUCGGAGGACGAAUAUGAUGCACUGUCUGACAAAGAGAAGGCAGAGGUCGACAGGAAACGGCUGGAAAUAAAAAAGGAGAGAAUCAGGAAGGAGAUGGAGGAAAGAUUGGAAAGAGAGAGGAAACAGAGAGAACUGGAGGAAAUUGAGAGACAGAAACAGGAGGAGGAAAAAGCUCUGAAGAAAGGAAAGAAAAAGACUGCAGAGAAAAAAGAGGAGCCUGCCAAAGACGGAAAGAAGAGCACAGCCACCGGCAAACCCCAGAGUGCACUGGACUCGCGUGUUCAGGCAUCAAGAGCCGGGGGCAAACAGGACGGAGAACACAGCAGUAAAACAGGGGCCAAUGAACGCCCUGAGUCUCAUCAGACGGAGAAAAGUGACACGGUACUGGAGGAGAAGAAAGCAAAGAAGGGUAAAGAUGGAAAGAAGGAUGAUAAAGGGAAAGACAAAGCAAAGGAACCAACAGACCCGCCACAGGAGGAAGUUCCUCCCCCUCCUAAGGAAUCGGAAAUCUUACUCAUGCAGAGAUUCCGUACAUUUGAGCAUGCAAUGAAGGACAUCGUGGAAAUGAUUGAGUUCUGGGACAGGACGACUUUGAGUCUAAAGAGGCCGCCCACACCAUCGGAAAAGUCGGAGGAUGACGCCGCCCACCAUCCACCGUCAGGCAAAAAAGGCAAAGGGGGGAAAGAUAAACAUGAAAAAGACAAGGAGAGGGAAAGACAGAAACAGAUUGAGAGGGAGAAUGCAGAGAAGGCAGCAAAAGAGGCUGCUGAGAAAGCUGCCCAACAAGGAGAGGGAGAUGGAACAGACGGUGAGGUCAUGUUUGAUGUUGACGGGGCCAAGGAGAAGGAAGAGGAUGGUGUAGGGGUGCCUAACAUCAUAAUUGACUGCUCGGAUAAAUCAGUGACUGCUUACGACAAAGUUCUACAAGCUGGCAGACUUCCCUCCAUGGAAGAGGUCCUAGAUGGGCUAGGUCUUGGUCCUAAGGGGCCACCAAUCCCACCUCCUGCCUCAUUUGCUGUGGUUCCUUUCCCAGUUAAGAGGAGAGCGCCACCUGUCAGUGAAUUUGGAGGCCGCUACAUUUUUGUUGCAUCAUCUCCUGAUGAUCCAAAUAUUGGGGCCCCUGACCCUAAAGAACUGGAACCAGAGGAAGAGAAAUCAGUGACCCCUGACAAGGAACACACCACCCCUACUAAAGGCAAGGCCGGGAAGGGAAGCAAAGACGAUAAAAAGGACAAGGAAGAUAAGAAGGGGGAGCGCAAGAAGAGUGCAGAGAAGCGCACUGGGACAGGGACAGGAAAAACCUCGUCACGCCGAAACUCCAUGCAGGUGGUCUCUCCACCACCAGGGGCCACCACCCCCGUGUCGGAUAUAGAUGCCUUAAGCUCAACAGGGGAAGGUGUGGCUCUUGGUGAGGCCAAAAAACCCAAACUGUCUAUCUUCCGCUGGAUGAUCCCACCAAAUGGAGAAGUUGUGAUUCGGCUGCGAUUUCAGUCUGAAGAGCUUGGUCAGUUUGACCAGACCCUGAAUUUUGAAAUUAUUGGAACUCGUAGACGGUAUCAGCUAUAUUGUCGAGGGGUGUGUGCAUUCCCCUCCAUCAGCCGAGAGCCCAGGAUUGUGUUUCCUAACAGAAAGAAGAGCAAGAAAUCUGAUGAAAUUGUACACAAGAAGUACAUCCUUGCAACAGAAACAUUUGAAUUUGGCCCCCUGUCUCCAGGAAAAUCAAGAGCUGACAUGAAGAGUGGUAGAUUCCCUGAGACCAUGGAGAAGAUCACGAUGUGUAACACCUCACCCCUGGAGGCUGACAUCAGCUUCUGUUACCUGGAAGACAGUAAAGGAGAAACGUUCAUCUUAGAUCCACCCAGCAUGAUCCUUAAACCUGGGGAGUCUCAGCCCCUCACGAUCUGGGCUUACCCCCGACACGAGGGACACUAUGAGGAUAAGAUUGUGUGCUGUAUACGGGAAAACCCUGAACCUGUUGUGUUUAAAGUCUGCUGUGAUGCUUUCCUGCCGUCUCUGGAGUUGGACAAGAAAGUGUUCCACUUUGACAGUGUGCUGUUACACAGGAAAGAUACCAAGACAAUUUAUAUGAGGAACAACACCCAGCUGCCAGUGAAAUGGAAGAUCACGGGCUGGGAGAACCUCGGGGACGACUUCACGCUGGCGGAGGAUAACGGCGUGGUAGAACCUCUGUCUGAGGUCCCACUGCAUGCCUACUUCAGGGCCAUGAAGCCUGUCUCAACAAUUAAGAAGAUGAUUAGACUAGAGGUGUCUGAUCUUCAGGAGAUCACUGGAUUAUUCUCCAAUGAAGCUAUUCAGGUGAUGGCCGAGGCUUACGACGUGGCUCUCGACGUCAGCUUCCAAAAAGGAAAUGACGGAGGACUAGAUUUUGGAACCGUAAAAGUUGGACAAGAAGAAAAACUGACAUGUCACCUAAAGAAUAAAGGAAAAUUUGAGAUUCAGUACAAUUUUGUGUUUGACAACUGUGAUCCCAAGAACCCCAAUCCUUGGGACUUGUUCACUGUGAACCCAAGCAAGAUGACUCUGAACAUGAACGACCGACCCCAGCCAGUCACAGUGUCUUUCAAAUCCAACAAGGAGGUUCACAUCAAGGAGCAGCCCAUCCUCAAAUGCCAGGUGAUCGAGCCCAGGCUCGGUGAUGGAGGAGAAAUCAUCGCUAACAUUCCCAUCAAAGUCUCCGCAGAAGCUGAAUUUGCAAAAUACUCAAUAUCACCAAUCAGCGACAUCAACUUUGGAGCUCUACUCGUAAAUAACAAGAAACAGAAACAAUUCACUAUUUACAACCAGGGCAAAUAUGAGUUUAAAUACACUGUCACCUUAAUGCAGAAGGACAAGGACACACAGCAGGCUCAAGGUCGUGGAAAUCGCCCACCUGUUAAAGACAACAAAAGAAGUCGAUCUCGAGAUGGCUCAAGCUCGGGUCGCUCAGUGGCGAAACCAAAGAAGACAGACUCAGUCAGUACUAGUGAGUUUAUCAGCUAUAGCAAGGCAGGUUUACUAGAACGCACCAUGUCCAGAAAUCAACAGUUCUCCAACCAAACUAACAGACGCACAGGCCCUUUCAGACAAGAAGGAGUGGGUGGACAGUCUCGUCUUCAGUUUAAGAUCUUCACUCUGUCCCCAGCAUACGGAAUUAUCUACCCUGAUCACAGUCAGCAGAUUCUGGUGGAGUGUGCUGCAGAGAUGCAGGGGAGAUUUGAUGAGGAGCUGUCUAUAGACAUCACAGACCGGGAUCCAUCAGACCACUACCCACACGGAAUAUCCUACCGAAUCAUCGCCGAGACCUGCACACCAUCCAUCAAUGUCGAUGACAUCGGCUCCAUCUUCGAGGAACACAGAAUUGUUAAGAAUCUGGCCCUUUGGCAGCACCACAGCCAGACUGUAGAAAACACAGCAAUGGAUGGCGGGGUGUAUGGGGAGGAUGACAAGAAGUUUAUAUUCAACAAUGUGAUCAUUGGACGUAAAGCCAAGGCCCGCUUCAAGAUCAGUAACACUAAUAAGGUCCCCUGUGACAUACUGUUCUCUGUGAAGGCAGUCCAGACCAAGGGAACCAGACAACUGCAGGACAUCUUUGAAGUGGAACCAGUCAGGGCUCAGAUCAUGAAUCAUAGUCAUGUGUAUGCAACUGUCACAUUCACGCCCACGUCAAUGCAGAAUUUCAAUGCCAUAUUUGAGGCAGCCAUAGAAGGUGUGGCUACUAACCAAGCCAGAGGAAAGAACUUAAUAUUCGAAGUUUCGGGAGACGGAAACCUUCCCAGGAUUACGAUCCAGAAGCCAACAGUCCGUAAUAAGCGUGGCCAGGCUCUAAUGCUGUUUAAAAAGAACUUGAUCAAUUGUUCAGAGACAAUGCCAUUGGUCCUUGUCAAUGAUGGGACUCUGCCCAGUAAAGUGGAUAUUGAUUUAAUUGAUCAGGAUAGUGUGUUCCAACUCAAACCUGCUGACGGAACCAAUGCUAUCAUGGAAGAUGAUUAUGAGGACACCAAACGUCCACACACUGCGUCUGUGAUUGUUGGAGUAGGUGAAACUGCAUCCUUCACUGUGACCUAUAAACCCUCGGCAGUUCAAAGGUCACAGGGUCACAUCCACUUGAUGGUGGUCGACAAUCAGUAUGAAGACUCUGUCAUUCAACUGGUGGGGGAGGGUUACCAGGAUGAUAUUACGCUUGACAACAUUCACAGUGUGGGGAAUGGCACAGAGCUGGAAUUUGAGGAAGGCAAUAUGGCAGAGGAUGAUGUAGCAGCUGCCAAGCCAAACUUGAUCCGAUUUGGAGACUGCUUCAUCAAUGAGCCCCGAACGCUGUCCUUUUCUAUGAGGAAUCAUUCCAAAACCGACUGCCUGAGGUUUGCCUGGCCUGACCAUCCGCAGCUUAAAUUCUCUCCACAAGUGGGUCACCUUCAUCCCAACACUGCUAAAGAUAUGACUGUCACAUUCAAAUCUGACCAACCCAAGGCCUUGUCAGAAAGCCCCAUUCUCUGUAAGGUCACCAAAAUCACGUUUGACAAGCCGCUGGACAAGAUAUCCGACUGGGAUGACAGAAUCCGCACUGUGAAGUGGAUUGAUGUUCCCACGUCUCCACAGCCAUCAAGUGAAGGAGGUGCCAAGGCUCCCUUAAGUAGCCGCCCAGCCAAAAAGAAGGUCAUCGAGACUGAAACUGAGCCCAUUCACACUGAACAGGCAGACUCGAGUCGAAAUGUCGAGCUCUUGGUGUCAGCAGCAGCAGACUUCUGUAAAUACGAGUGCAAGGUCGAAUCCAUCUACUUCAAGGACACGCUCAUGUUCCAGAGCAGAGUUUAUGAAUUUACGAUCAGCAAUAAGGGCAGUAUUAAAAUGGACUACAGCUGGCAGGUUGUCAUGGAAAACAUGCCCCCACCCCCACAGAGGGCAGUGACCUUUUUGUCCGAGGGAGAUCGCCCCGAGUCCAGGAUGGAGGUGCCUGACACCAGCUAUGUGCCGUUUAGUAUUGAACCCGAGUUUGGUACAAUUAAUGGUGGCAAAAAACAGAGCUUCACUGUCAAAAUGGCCCCACUGGAAGUCAGUGAAUAUGAAGGCAGACUGAUCUGCACAAUUCCUAACCUGGAGAAAGGUCAGCAGGGACCAGUGGUUGGUCUGAAGGGUAAGAGUCUGAUGCCUUACUGUCACUUUGAGCUGGAGGACUCAGACUAUGUCAGUGGUGCCAGGAGAAACCCGGAGAUGAAGGGACCAAAUGGAGCACCACCAGGAUCCACCCUAGACCCCAAUACCAGGGUCAUCGAGUUCAGCUGCAUUGGCGUGGGAGUCAAGAAUGCCAAAUCAUUUGCAAUUGUAAACCCCACUAGUCAGCCAUACAGCUUUGAAUGGACUUGUGAAGAUGAAGAUGAUGCCAAGAAACCGUCAGCAUUCAAGUGCCUGACCCCUAGGGGUAGUGUCAAAUGUGGAAAGAAAUUCCAGAUUUCAUUUGAGUUCACUUCCCAAGAGCUGACCCUGGUGGAGUCCUUCUGGAGAUUUCACAUUCCUGAGCAGAACAUCAGUGUCCCCUUCUUGUUGGUGGGUCAGGCUCGGGAGCCGGACAUCUCAAUGGAUAGGUCACACAUGAACUUCAAAGCCCUUCUUAUUGGACAUGAGGCAGUGGAAACAGUCUACCUGAUGAACAAUGAGGACCAGCCAUUCUUCUUCCAGUUUGAGGAGGAUUCGUGUCACUCUGCCGGCUUCGCAGCUCACCUGGGAGUCAGCCCCAUGUCUGCCACCAUCCCUGCCAAAUCUCAGAUGCCAAUAGAGCUGUACUUUGUGCCAAACUCAGACAAGGAAGUGAACUUUAACCUUGUGUGUAAGGUCAAAAGGAAAGUGCUCCCAGUGACCCUGAAUGUAAAGGCAGAGGGGUAUGCCAUGAACUGCCAGCUGUUGUGUGAGGAUUCCCAGGGGAUCAACAGGGAGUUUGUGUCGGAUGGAAUCAAUAUCAUCAGAUUUGGAGAGGUGGAGGUGAAUGAGAAACAGCUAAGGAACCUGACCAUUCUGAACACCGGCAAGUUCCACUCUGACUACCAGUGGGAGCUACACAUGUCCAACAAAAAGAGAGAGAUGGUGGCAAUUGAACCUAUGAGUGGAGGAGUGGAGCACGGAAAUCGAAUCAACUGUAAACUGACCUUCUGUCCUCCGUGUAGGACCACACUCAAAGACACAGAAAUAGUUCUCAAGAUCUCUCAUGGCCCUAGCUAUGUAAUAAACCUGGAGGGGUUGGGUGUGACCCCUGGGCUCAGUUUCUCCUUCCCCAGCUACAACUUUGGAAACUGCUUCAUCAUUAAACCUGGCAUUCCACCACAGACUAAAGUCCUUACACUGAUGAACAAAGACAAGAAAGAAAUCAGUGUGGAAUGCUUAUACCCCAACAAUGACUACCUGCGACACACUUUUGAGAGCGGAAUCUGCAUUCCCUCAGGGAAAUCCUACGACAUGACCUUCACCUUCUGUCCGAGAGAAGCUAAAAGAUAUGUAGAAACUGUGCGGUUUGAAAUCAAUGGUUUGUCCAAACAGAGUGUGCAGAUAAUUGGAACUGGAACAGAAUUAAAGGUUGAAGUAGCUGAUCCAAGACACAAGAUUGUUGACUUGGGAGCCUCCGAAGUCACUAAGAAUGCCCCAAAGAAGAAGAAAUAUAUUCCAAUUAUCAACAACAGUCCUGCUCCUGUGACCUUUAACCUGGCAUUAACCCCAGAGACCCCUGCCCUCCAGUCAACAGGUGCCCUUACUAUUUCUCCUACAAACACAAUCACCUUGGAACCUAAUGGCAUGUGUAAGGUAGAGGUGGCCUUCACCAGUAAUACCAGAAUCCCUCAGUUCUCUGAGGAGGUGACCAUGGAGUUUGCUGGGCAGUAUGAGACCCUAUUUGUAGUAAAGGGCCAGUGUUUGGGUAUGGAGGUCAACCUGGACACUACAGCAAUCCCAUUCCCUACGGUCGUCAAGGGUAGCUCAAGCUCACGGAAACUCAUCAUGAGCAACACAGGAGACAUGACUGCCAGGUUUAAGUGGGACUUGAAGAAAUUCCGUCCAGAUUUCUCAGUUUAUCCAGUUGAGGGUUGUAUUACACCUGGCAUGGAUGUGACCUUUGAGGUGACCUUUGAACCUAAAGAGGCUGUGCCUGACAUCAGAUAUGAUAAUUUGAGGUGCUUCCUGGAGGACCCAAUGACUAAGAAAUCAGGAGUUCACCCGCCAGUGACCUUGACCUUGACUGGAGGUUGUACAGCCCAGCCCACGACAAAAGAAGUCCCUCAGCACUUCACAUGUGCCGUCCGCUCCACGGACAUGAAGAACCUGCAGAUCACGAACAAGACAAAUGCCUUGUGGAAUCUGAAGCCAGUUAUUGAUGCGGAAUACUGGAGUGGCCCCCUGACGUUUUCUGUGGAGCCCCAGACCAUGAACAAGGCCUACCCCAUCACUUACCACCCACUUACUAUGACCCAAGAGGGCAAGAAACAUACAGGCACAGUGUUCUUCCCCUUGCCCGAUGGUACUGGUCUCCUGUUCACAGUCAGUGGUACCGCAGAACCACCCAAAAUGAACGGUGGACAGAAAAUUCAGAAUGAUAUUCCGUGUAAAGUCCCCUAUGUAGAACAUCUGCCCGUUGAGAACUGGCUGAAGAGGCCACAGAGAUUCUCUGUGAAGUGGGAAGUAUUGCGGCAGGACACCAGACAAGAUACCUCCACUGACAUUAAGGGCAUGAGUUUCAUUGAUGUCCCAGCCAACGGCAAAAAGGAUUACAAGCUCAAUGUAUUUGCUUACAAGGAGACAACAUUACCUCUAAAGGUUGUUUUUACCAAUGACAAAACUGGGGAGUAUCAGUGGUAUGAACUGCAGUACAAGUUCAUCAAAGGUGGGACUAUAGAAACAAUAGAGCUGACGACACCAGUCAGACAGAGUGCAUUCAAAAAGAUCAAACUGGAAAAUACCACGAAACAGGCAACGACGUUCAAUGUCCAGAACAGCAUUCCUGAGAUUCUCAUGCCAAACACAUUCUCUGUUCCUCCCCAGUCCACAUAUGAGUGCACCAUUGAGUACCAGCCCCUAAAGGUAGGUGAAUCCUUACAGAGGAUAGAGAUGGUGUCUAAUGACCUUGGCAGUUACGUGUACGAGCUGAAACUGAAGGCCACACCUGCCCGACCCGAGAAAGCGCUGUACUUCAGGGCAGGACUUGGUCAAAGUCACAUCCAGGUUGCCAAGUUCCUGAACUUUGCCAAGCAAGCUAAAGCAGACUACACUUGUAAGUUGGACAAUAAUGACUUCCAUACGGAGAAGACAGUCGCUGCUGCCCCAGGAGCUCCAGGUGGGACAGAAGUUGCUCUGGAUGUGACGUUUGAGCCCUCAAAACUAGGAGAACAGAGGGCUCUUCUGACAAUCAGUUCACCACAGGGUGGGGAGUAUGUCUUUCCUCUCUUUGGAACCUGUGUACCACCAAAGCCCCAGGGUCCAUAUGUAGUAAAAGCUGGAUCCACCACUUCUAUUCCUUUCCGUAAUGUAUUCCACCAGCAGACAGCCUUCACAUUCCAAGUGGAUAAUCCUGCUUUCCACCUCACAAAGCAAAGUGAGAACAUUAAACAUCGUAAAGAGUACAAAAUCGUGGUUGGAUUUGAUGGAAAUGACAGUGGAACAAAGGCUGGUGUGAUGGGAAAACUUAUUAUAACUUGUCCGAAGUCAGCUGGUGGAAGUAACAUACAAUGGGUGUAUUACCUCAAAGGAGUCACAGUGUAAAAAUAGCGCUGAUGUAAUGGGAACACGAAUCACAUGUUGACUGUUAUUGAUGUGUCAAAGUGUGUAUGUAUUUAUACAAAAUCAAGUUCCGUCCAAGGAAAUACAAUCUGUGAUUGAUGUUUAAUGUACUUUUCUUUAUGUUUAAUAUAUUGCAUUUUCUGUUUUAUUACAAUACCUUUAAAUUGUUUGAAAUGUUCUGUCUGUUGUACCAUAAGUAAUUUUUAUGCAUGUUUUACAUGUAAAAUAUAGUAUAAUUGUCAUUCUAAUGUGAAUGAAUAAAAUAUUAUUUUCACUAUA